CUUUGAAGUCACUAAGCCUUUCUAUAAUUUGAACUGUAAUAGUAAAUAUCAUAAACACAUUCCAGCGUGAAUAUACUUGCUCUCUACUCUUAAACAAGUUAUGAAUAAAAUAAUGUAAGUAUUUUACUCUGCAUGGAACGUAACCAAAUUGACAGCUUGGCUUGACAGUUCAGUCAUCAAGCUGUCAGUCUGUAAAAGCUAAAAAAAGUGGAUCGAUUUUCACAAUUUUCGUAAAAAAAGCUUUAUAAUGUGACAAAUUUAGAUAAUAAAGUAGUUUAAUAUAUUAAUAAUAAGUGUAUAGUUAAAGUUUUAAGGUUAUAUAAGUUGUCCGUGUAGUAAUAUAGUAGUUUUACGUGUCGAAGUAAUAAUAAAAAGUAGCCGCAUAUCCACCGUAGUAAAUUACACACGAAUAUUAUUUGAUUAGUGCUUACUUAAAUAAAACAUUUAUUCAGCCAGCUUCUAUACAUAAUACUUAUAACCUAAGUUAGAAUAAAUAAUAAUAAAAAACAAACAUUGGUUGGAAAUGUUCGGACUUUCCUUAUAACUGUUUAUUUUGAGUGUUAAAGUAGGCUAGUUAGUGAACCAUGGAAGAGUCAGUAACUGUGGAAAUAACUGUGAAACCUGAACCAAUAGAUUACGAAGACAGUGAACCACGCAACAAUGAGGAUGACGAACCUCAAAAACUGUGUCAUGAAGAGAUCUGGAUCAAGCCUGAGCAUCCGGAGAGUGAACCAGAGGAACCGGUCAAGGAGGAGGGGGAGGUGUUUGUGAAGGUUGAGAGCAAGGAGUCUGAUGAGGCAUCAUCAAGCAGCAAUGAUGAAAAAAGUAACUCCUGUUUGCCGAUCAAGAAGAGAAUUGAAAAGGCGGAUGCUAAUAGUGAUGGGAGCCAGGGAGAAGUCAAGGAGGAAAAGGGAGAGAAGGAGGCUGAAGAUGACAAGAAGCCGCCUACAGAACUGCAUCCGAAAGUGGAUACCCCCGUGAUGUACUCGUACGAGAUCACGAAGAACAUCGAGAUCGUCACCAUCACGGAGGAGGAGCGCCAGCUGGAGUACGAGGAGACGAAGAAGUCGCGCCAGCAUAUGCGGCAUGUGUGCGAGCAUUGUUCGCUCGGCUUUGUGCUCAAGCAAGCGUUUCUCGAUCAUAUGAAGGUGCAUUCCCCGGAGGCAGGCGAGCACGAGUGUGUCCUCUGCCGCACGCGCAUGAAGACCGCCGACAUGCUGUACCGGCACCGGCUGCGGCACUACCGCCGCUACCGCUGCCUGCUCUGCUGGACGCGCUUCAAGGACAAGGACACAGCCGCCUGCCACGUCAUGAACGAACACGCCCAGCAGACCUUCGAGUGCGAGCAGUGUGGGAAGGGAUUCAAGCGGCCGCAGUACCUGAAGCGUCACGUGGAACAGCACCACACGAAGCCGCUCCGCCUGGAGUGCGCCGUCUGUCUGCGGGUCUUCCACGAGAGGGGUUGGUAUAGGACUCACAUCAGAUCUCAUAACGAGGAGAUCCGAGCUAUGACGGUGAAGGUCCCGGCGACCUGUGACAUCUGUUCUCGAGUCUUCAAGACCAAGGAGGGUCUGAAGAGGCACCUCCCGACGCACGACAACGAGGACGUCCGCUGCGAGCAGUGCGGCGUCAAGUGUAAGAACAGGAACACGUUAGCGCAGCACUGUCUGAAGGUGCAUAAUGAGAAUUAUAAAGGGGCGCCAGAGGCAACGUGUCCUCAAUGCAUGAGAGUCUGCGCGACACGAGUGAUCCUAAAACGACACAUAAAACGGAUGCACAGCGAUAGAACUAAAAAAUACCAGUGCGACCACUGCCAGCGCCUGUACCUGACGAAGGCGGAGGUGCGGUCGCACAUCUCGUGGUCGCACCAGCAGGGCGCGGCGCGCGGCGGCCACGCGUGCUGGUGCGGCCGCGAGUUCCGCUCGCCGUCGCUGCGGCGCCAGCACCAGGCGCGCCAGCACGCGCCGCUGCCGCCGCCGCGCACGCACCGCUGCGACACCUGCCACAAGGCCUUCGCGAACAAGCAAGUCCUCAACCGACAUCGGAAGGUGCAUUCUGACACAAUGUACCCGUGCAACGAGUGCGGCUUGCUAUUCAAAACUCAACCUUAUGUCAAGGUACAUUACCAAAUUAAACACCUCAACAUGACACGAGCAGAAAUCAAAGAGCAGAGGAAACGCAACAAGAAUACUAUACCACAAAAUAAUAUACAUAGGAGUGUUAGCCUAGAACCUUUGGUUAACUCUGAGGAUGCUGAUCAGACCCAAGAUCCCCUGAUGAUGGACAUGGUUGAGGUGAAGAUGGAGCCUGAAGACCAGACCAUAACCCCGGACAUUGUGGAAACAGAAUAGGCAAUAUAGGCUAGAUCUCAAUGUAUUUUUAGGACAAUUCUAAGGUUGAUGUAGUUUUAUUUCUGUUUAGUUUGUAUGAUCUUUUGCUUUUAUGUUUUUUAUUCGUCUUCCAAAGUACGUUUCUCAAGUUGAAUCAGCGUCCUCUUACAGUUGAAGAUUCCGAAAAAUGUUUGUCAGGAAACCGCUGUGUUAAUUGGGAAUCCGCCUCAUAAAAGUUUAAAAAAACAUAUAAAGUACUUUAAUAUUUGCCCUGUCAAAGAAAUUCAGUAACAAAUUACAUAUAUAAUACAUUUAUUUUAUUAUUUCUCGUAAUUCAUGAUUAAUAGACAACUAAAAUAUGUGUCUAUCUAUAUGUAUAAGCGAUAAGGUAAAACAUUUUUGUCAAAUUAUUUGUCUCAUACAUAUUCUUUGUUAUCAGAGGGAAAAAUAGUAGUUUAAUUUCAACUUGUAAUACUGAUUCUGUUAAAGGGUUUCCUAAUA
Molecule: messenger RNA, 2831 nt
Organism: Trichoplusia ni (cabbage looper)
Lineage: Eukaryota; Metazoa; Arthropoda; Insecta; Lepidoptera; Noctuidae
Product: zinc finger protein 77-like
Exons: 11
Coding region: 585-2351 (588 amino acids)
Cellular component (GO): nucleus
Source: RefSeq, a predicted model, not a curated record